Messenger RNA from Myxocyprinus asiaticus (Chinese sucker), 2170 nucleotides. RefSeq names its product lysophospholipid acyltransferase LPCAT4-like. The transcript has 13 exons. Gene Ontology annotation, biological process: phosphatidylcholine acyl-chain remodeling. The coding region runs from base 228 to 1748 and encodes 506 amino acids. Gene Ontology annotation, molecular function: 1-acylglycerophosphocholine O-acyltransferase activity. The record is from RefSeq and is a predicted model, not a curated record. Gene Ontology annotation, cellular component: endoplasmic reticulum. NCBI's taxonomy places the organism in Eukaryota, Metazoa, Chordata, Actinopteri, Cypriniformes, Catostomidae.
UGUUGUUAAGUUCUUGGAGCUCGAUCACAUUUUACUGCUUUUACACAUGUAUGUGUACUAUAUAGGGCUGGUUAUGUCUCACAUAAGUGUUCUUGUCGUUUUGUUGUAGUAUCACUGCUGUCUGAACUUAUUUAUUUUUUUAUUGCUUACUCGUUCACCAAGGACUCAUACGCGUUUAUCAGACUGUGAUUUCAGAGUAAUUUGAGCGUCUUCUUGUGUGUGUUUUGAUGAUGUGUGACGGACACAUGUCCCAUCCAUUCGUCCAUGAAGUGAGUUUAACAAGAGUUCAGCGGAUUCAGGGAAUCAUUCUAGGCUCCGUUCUGUUUCCUGUUCGCAUUACUCUCGCCACCCUCUUCUUCCUGCUCGCAUGGCCCUUCGCUCGACUGCGAUUUGCCGGCCUCUCGGAGUCUGAGCGGGCGGAGCCUGUGCAGGGGUGGCGUCGGUGGUUCUUCCAUCACAUCAUCCUCUUCCUCAGCCGUGCAAUCUUCUUCUCUGUGGGUUUCCUGUGGAUUAAGGUCAAAGGGCAUCUGGCGGGGCUAAAGGAAGCUCCUGUGUUGGCCGUGGCACCUCACAGCAGCUUCCUGGACAUGCUGGUUCUGUGCGUGACGGGUCUGCCGACUGUUGUGUCCCGUUCAGAGAACGCCAAACUACCCAUUAUAGGAGCACUUUUGGAGUUCAAUCAGUCAGUGUUAGUGAGUAGAAAAGAUCCUGAAUCCAGAAAGAAAUGUGUGUCUCGGAUCCGAGAGAGACUCGCAUCUAACGGCCGCUGGCCUCAGAUGUUGAUGUUUCCAGAAGGAACUACGACUAAUGGACACGCUCUGAUCAAAUUCAAACCUGGUGCUUUUCUGGCUGGUGUUCCCGUUCAGCCCGUGUUGCUUCACUAUCCUAAUAAACUAGACACCGUUCGCUGGACUUGGAAAGGAAUGACUUGGAUUGAAGCUCUGUGGCACACGACCUCUCAACUCUACACCAGCGUUACUGUAGAGUUCCUGCCCGUCUACACACCAUCACAGGAAGAGAAGCAGAACUCAGACUUGUAUGCUGAGAACGUACAGAAACUCAUGGCCAAAGCUCUGGGUGUUCCUGCUACAGAUUAUGUGAUGGAGGGUAGUUUUCCUGUUCGAAAGCUCGGAAACCUCUCACUUCCACUGGAAUCGCCAGCUCAAGAGACCAUCCGACUGCUCCACCAGCACGGUCUUGGUAACGCUCGCAUAGAAACAGUGAUGAACGGCAUGAUUGACAGCUGUCAUUCAGGGCAAAGCACUAUGGUAACAUCAGAUCAGCUGACAGCUCUUUUGGGACUCUCUGACAAAACGGCGGCAGUAAAGAUCUGCUCGCUCUACUCAAAGGAUGAGACAGUGGAUUUGAAACGGAUUUGUUUGAGUGUGUCUGCUGUAUCUGGAUUUAAAAGUCUGGAGUCACUCUUACACACUGCAUUCACGUGGUACGACAGUGACCGCGAUGGAUUGCUGAGCGCAGACGAUCUGUCUGGCCUGAUGGGGGCGCUAAUGGGCGUUCCUCAGAAUGAUAUUGCGGAGAUUUACUCUGCGCUGACCACCAGGGGGCGACCUACAGAAGCUUCACUCCGAGACUUAUUGAUGACGCAUCCAAUCUAUUGUAAAGUUCUUUCCGAUUAUCUUCACUUCGAUACGUUUGUGACAGCUGAUGGAAAUCACAACAGCGUUCUAAAUGGGAAAGCCAACGGCAGCAACAACAGAAUUUAUAACGGUUAUAAGAAGUUUGACUAAGGACCAUCUACAGAUGUCAAAUCUUUUUGAAGGAUUUAAUUGGUCAGUAGCUGUAUCGUAAUACUCAUGACGAGUGUUUGCGAAUGUACAAUGUAUUUUUGGCGACUGAGUGUUGGUAUUUGUCCAGUUGCAUAUUUUAUCACGAUUGCACGCACAUUAGCGUGUGCUUUUCAAGACAUUAAGUGUGCAUGUUGAAUGAAAAUCCAGAGUGUGCAGGGUAAAGUUUACAUUAGUUUUUGUGCAAUUUUUAUUUUGUGUUGAUUUCUUUAAAUGGCUGUGAAUUAUACUGUGAGAAUAUAUUGUUAAACAUGUGCCUUGCAACAAAUACCUGUAUUUUUAAUGAUGUUAGAAGGAUUUUACAUAUAUUUAAAUGUUUUUGUUUUUUUUGGUCAUUUUUAAGCUACAGUGUAUUUACUUUAUCA